UGGACACAGCUCCGAAACGUCCGUUUCGAGUCAGCCUACAAUUGUUAAAUGUUUGUUUUAUAUCAAAUGUAUUAUGUGUAACAAAUCUUGCGACUUUUACUGUGUCGCCCCGCAAGCGCGAGGUUCCAAUCAUGACUACUGAACAUAUUGGCAACACCUUUUACAGCACGAGGACAUGAUGCGGAGAAGAUCGGUUCUCAUCGAAGUGCUUUACAUCUGUUUCUGUUUGGCAUAUGCAAAGAUAAGCGUGAAGACUGUUUUGGAGGGACAACCGGUGAUGGUACCUGUCCUGAAAACGUCUGCACUGGGAAUCAAGGAUGACCAACUCUUCACAUUUUUCAAGGGCAACUCUACCUCAAAUAGAGAUGUGUUGUGUGCACAAUACUUCUGUGAUAAUGGAAAAUGUCACAAUGACCCAUCAACCGUGGCCCAGUUCAUUGUGCAAGGAGAUGAGAUCUUCCUGAACAUACGCAAUGCCAGCAUUACCGACUCAGGCCAGUACCGCGUUUCCCACAAUGGUGUUACAAUCGUGUGCAAUUUUACUCUGGAUGUUUACAAAUCAGAACAAAUGAAGAACUUGAUUCAGACAGAUAAUCCUGAGUCUUUAACUUGGUUAGUUCCAAUCAUAGCUGUAUCUGCAGUAUGCUGUACUGCUGGUCUGAUAAUCACUGCUGUCAUCUUCUGUAGAUGUAUGUGGAAGAAGAACGUGGAUCCUGAAACAAAACGUUCUGCUUCUGAACAAGAGCUGAUGGUUGUGAAAACAGAGCCCAAAGACUCUCUGCUGCCGUAACGCUGGUAGUUUUUUUUACAAAAAGACAUUUUAUCACUCAUUUUUAUAAGGUCUCUUUUACACCAUUUUUGUAAAGUUAAAGGGAGUUUUAUACUGUAGAUCAGUAGUCAGUUCUGUUAGCUAAAGAGUUUAGUUCAAACUAUGAACAAAUCCGGCACACAUUUCUUCAAAGCUAUUUAUAAUUUCAAAUAUUUUUCUGCCUCCUCGCCCUGGUUGCUGUGCUAUAUACAGUAUACAGGUCGAUAUUUGGAAAGUGCCAUCGAGAAACAGUGUUUAAACUCUUGAGGAAACCUGACCACUUAUUUAUUCUUGCCUACACGUACAGUAUUAAGGGAUAUUGUACCAUUUUGAUCAGGGUUUAUUUUAACGGUAACAAUCAGCUGUAUGCUUAUAUACGUAUUACACGGCUGCUUAGUAAAUAAUUGAAUACAAAAUAUUUAUUUAUUGGGGGAAUGGUGUGACUGACCAAUCAGAAUGAAGUAUUCUAGAGAGCCGUGUAAUUAAGUAGGAUAUCAUGAAUUGUAUUUCAGUGAAUGUAAUUUGUUUGCUUUGCCAAUGUUUAAGCUACUGGAUGUAUGUCUGAUAGAUAGUUUGUUUCAAUUCCAGAUUCAUGUUACAUUCCUAUAUUGUUAUUUAUUGCUUGAAAAGUGUGGUACAUUUUUUUUAUGUUUGUUAUUUAAAAAGACACUUUUUACGUUGUAAAUGCCACUUUAUUAUACUGUGAAUUAUGUUUUGGGAAGUUUGUAGACCCUCCUCAGUUUCCUUUACAAGCUUACGAUUCUCAUCUGUAAAAACUGAUUUUUAAUAUUGCAUUACAUCAUUUUUGCACAAUAAAAUAUUUAUUUCUGUAUAUUUUUCAUGUGUAUUUUAUUUUCAGUCUAGUCAUGUGCUUACAGUAGAACAAAAUAUGAUGAAAAUCACCAUAUUAGUUUACAUUAUUAAAUUAAUAUUUAUGAGGUAAUGUGGUUUGUGUGUCAGUCUUUUCAGGGUUUUCUUAGCUACCAUCUUAAAAGUCCUGCGCGGUUUUAGACAUGAAAUGUGAACUGCAUUUUAAUCUGUCAAACAGUUUAAUGCUUAUACUACUGAGUGAAAUGUCUUAUUUGUUGAUUUAUU
This is a messenger RNA of Paramisgurnus dabryanus, 1903 nucleotides long. RefSeq lists its product as uncharacterized. The record is from RefSeq and is a predicted model, not a curated record. NCBI's taxonomy places the organism in Eukaryota, Metazoa, Chordata, Actinopteri, Cypriniformes, Cobitidae.